AUGGCUGAAGGUCGUCCAUCAAGCCAAGGUCGACGAGACAUCGUUACCGACCGUGGCAGAGGGAGCACCUCAGCCGAGCCAGACGACGAGAGCGAGAGCGGCGCGUCUUCAGCCCCGAAGUAUCGAAGAGUGAACCGCCAUGGUACCAGAGCCGUGACCGCAAGCGACCAGAGUAGUCGGUUCUUGUUUGUCGACUCCUCAUCCGCCGGCCAAAGACCACGUUCUGACCAACGGGCAAUCAAUGCACAUAUUCAACAGAGCGCCUAUCGCAACCGGAGGCAAGCGGCUCGACAGCAGAGAGGUUCUGAUGCGGCCAAUGUCGGUCGUCACCGAGGUUCAACGCAGCUUCAACCGCGUCGCAUCGAACCAUCUCCGAGUGUUGAGCAUCAUCGAGCUUCACCGUUGACUUCGCCAACCCGUCAAGAACCAAGCGACUCCAGACUACCAACUCCCACCUCUACGAUUUCACCCACUCCAUCUCCAGGGCUGGCUACAAACGCGCGGGCCGUAGCCGACGUCGACCAAGAUCUAAUCUCCAGGCUACGAUACUAUAGCAAUGUCCGAGGAUCUGAGGUACGGCAAGCAGUCGAGGCCCAACGCGAAGAUGAUAGACGAGCCUCGAGUGAGCACCGCCAGCCUGCACCCCUUCAGGAAGAUCGUGCUUUGGCAGAAAAUGUAUCCGUAAGGUCCAUGCUCACGCAGAUUCUCCAGCGGCUCGACGCUGCCAGUGUCGGCCAACCUCUUCAUGGACCACCAAUCUCAGCUCUGAGGAACUCUGUUCUUGAUCCGUUCAGUACUAGCUCGAUAAUGGUAACACCUUCCAUGGACGCAGUUUUGCGGCAUUUUUCGGAUGUCAUGAUACCUUCGGUUUUCCCGACCCGGCAACAAGCAGAGAUCCAGACGCGGUGGGCUUUCGAGAAAGCUUCCCAGGAACCCCUGGUGUUGUACUCUUUGUUGGCAAUCUCUUCUGCAGAGCGUGACGCUCGGCUGGGACAGUUACGGAGUGGAUCGCAAGAGACUACGUUCACCGAGGAGGAUCUCAAGAAUCGACCCGUGCCGGAUUUUGUAUCGUACAAAGUCAAUGCAGUGAAGCUUGCCAACGAGACCAUGAAAUCGAUUGAGACGGCAGCCAAGGCUUCCACAAUCUUUGCGAUGAUGUGCUUGCUAUCUAUCGAAGUCAUCACGGGCAACCAGAAAGAGAUAUUCGCACACGUCAGUGGUCUGCAGAAACUGAUCGCGUGGCGAGGCGGGUACCAUGGGAUUCCUCCUCAUGCGACGGAGCUCAUACUGUCCACUUCGUACAUGUGCGCCGCAAUGACGAGAACCCUGCCUGCCUCGCCGCCCACGUCUACCUUGGCCUCCCUGCCACCUAACCUGAUCGAAGAUAUCAAUCGAAACCUGGCGGAUGAUACUAGGCAAAUGGGGACGGGUAUUCUUACCCCAGAAGUUGACACAAUCCUCGACUGGAGAAUAUCUCAAGCGUUCAGAGACAUGACAGAGGUCGUUCGGUAUCGAGAAUACUACCACGAAAAACAAAUGCAGCCGGGCGAGGAAGAGGUCGAUUACAUCAAUGCGAAAAGCUACCAGUUUAGGUACGCGGUACUUUCUGCACCUUUUGAGCCUCGGGCUCCGACAAGCGACAAAGAGGAAGCCUGUCGAUUGGCCCUGUUGAUUUUCUGGUUCACAAACUACCAGAUGUCGCAGCCGGACUCGGCCUUGAAUCGGACGCUGACAACCCAGCUUAAGAGUGCCUUGCAAGUGUCGGACUUGAAGGGCCUCUGGGGUCCGUACCACGAGCUUCUCGCUUGGGUUUUGCUGUUGGGUGCAUUCAUUUCUGCGGGGCAAAGAGAACGACCGUGGUUUGUUUUGAAUCUGGCCAAAGUCUGCAAAGUACUUCGGCUGCAAGGCUGGACCGACGUUCGAUCUGUGCUGGUCAAGUACUUCUACCUUGACCGUAUCUAUGCAAAAGGAAUGCAGGCAAGUUGGGAAGAGGCCGCCAUGAUUGCCGAAACGAUGGAGUGA
Messenger RNA from Exophiala spinifera, 2022 nucleotides. RefSeq lists its product as uncharacterized. The coding region runs from base 1 to 2022 and encodes 673 amino acids. The transcript has 4 exons. The record is from RefSeq and is a predicted model, not a curated record. NCBI's taxonomy places the organism in Eukaryota, Fungi, Ascomycota, Eurotiomycetes, Chaetothyriales, Herpotrichiellaceae.